GUGUACCACAUGAAGCACAAAAGAAGAGGCGUUGCCUUAAUCUUCAAUCACGUCAAUUUCAAGAAGAUGGCAACGAGAAAGGGUUCUGUCAAGGAUAGCAAGGAUGUAACGCAAGCGCUGAAUCGACUCGGUUUCGAAAUCCGAGAAUACACGGAUCCUGGUGUUCAGCAGAUCGCAGGGAUUUUAAAAUCCACCGCUGCGGAAGACCACACGGAUGCUGACUGUCUGAUCGUGGUGGCUAUGUCGCACGGGGAAUCGGGUUUACUGUAUUCGACCGAUAACAUGUACAGCGUCGAUUUUCUCUGGGCCCACUUCACUGGUGACCAAUGCUCCACUUUGAUCGGGAAGCCGAAGUUGUUUUUCAUACAGGCAUGCCGUGGGACGCGGCUGGACGAUGCAGUGGAAGUUAUGCACGAGACGGAUAGCAUGAGCUCGUACAGCAUCCCCUCCCAUGCGGAUAUUCUGGUUGCUUAUUCCACUUAUGACGGCUUCUAUUCGUGGCGGAACCCAGACGCUGGAUCCUGGUUCAUACAGGCACUCUGUGAGGAAUUGAAUCUGAACGGGCGUACCCGUGAUCUACUCACCAUAAUGACUUUCGUCAACCGGCGAGUCGCUAUUCAGUAUCAAUCGUUCGUGCCGAACAACAAGGAUUUCCACGGGAAAAAGCAGAUCCCCUCCAUUGUCUCCAUGUUGACGCGGUUGGUGUACUUCGGUGAAAAUCCGCUUUAA
Dufourea novaeangliae is the source of this 729-nucleotide messenger RNA. RefSeq names its product caspase-1-like. NCBI's taxonomy places the organism in Eukaryota, Metazoa, Arthropoda, Insecta, Hymenoptera, Halictidae. The annotation marks the transcript as partial. Gene Ontology annotation, biological process: proteolysis. The transcript is spliced from 4 exons. Gene Ontology annotation, molecular function: cysteine-type endopeptidase activity. The record is from RefSeq and is a predicted model, not a curated record.